AUGGGUGGAAAGGUAGUGGAAAUGUUCUCAGAUUCCAGACUGAUCGUAGGCCAAGUAAAAGGGGAACUGGAAGCUCGUGAUACAAGAAUGCAAGAAUAUUUGGGUCAGGUUAGGCGUAUACAAAUGAAAUUUGAAUUCUUUGAUUUAUCGCAUAUCCCUAGAAGUGGAAAUACCCAUGCAGACUCUUUGGCUACCCUUGCCACUUCCUCGGCACAGGUUUUGCCCCAAGUGAUACUUGUCGAAGAUUUAUGCACCCCUACCUCAACAAAGAAAGAUUUGCUCCAGGUCCAUCAAGUCAAGUUGGGAUCAAGCUGGAUGGAUCCUAUAUUGCUGUUCCUUGAAAAGGAUAUAUUGCCUAAUGAGAAAGCAGAAGUUGAGAAAAUACGAAGGAAAGCUCCUCGGUUUUGGUUGUCCGAGGAUAAAAAGUUGUAUAAACGUUCUUUUUCUGGGCCAUAUCUACUUUGUGUACAUCCCGAGACAUCAGAGUCACUCCUAGAGGAACUACAUGAAGGAAUCUGCGGAAGUCAUAUGGGGGAAAGAUCCCUAUCUCACCGGGCCAUUACUCAAGGAUACCAAUGGCCAGUUCCCCAUACUCUCAUCUCGGAUAAUGGCCUUCAGUUUGAUAGUAAAGCCUUCAGGCAAUACUGUUCUGAUCUGGGGAUAAAGAACAGGUAUUCCACUCCAGCCUAUCCGCAAGGAAAUGGGCAAGUUGAAGCUGUCAAUAAGGUUAUAGUGAAUGGAAUUGAAAAGAGGUUAGACGAGGCAAAGGGAAAAUGGGUGGAGGAAUUACCACAUGUCCUUUGGACGUAUCGAACAACACCUCGACGGUCAACAGGGGAAACCCCUUUCUCAAUAACAUAUGGAGCCGAGGCUGUAAUCCCUCUAGAAACAGGUUUCCCGACGUUGAGAAAAAAUGCAUUUACCCUGGACAGUAAUGAUGGGUUGUUGGAAAAAAGUCUGGACUUGAUCGAAGAGCGAAAGGAGAAUGCAAUGGUCCAACUGGCUUACUACUAG
Messenger RNA from Quercus robur (English oak), 1014 nucleotides. RefSeq lists its product as uncharacterized. The transcript has 2 exons. Gene Ontology annotation, biological process: DNA integration. Gene Ontology annotation, molecular function: nucleic acid binding; RNA-DNA hybrid ribonuclease activity. NCBI's taxonomy places the organism in Eukaryota, Viridiplantae, Streptophyta, Magnoliopsida, Fagales, Fagaceae. The coding region runs from base 1 to 1014 and encodes 337 amino acids. The record is from RefSeq and is a predicted model, not a curated record.